Lottia gigantea (owl limpet) is the source of this 774-nucleotide messenger RNA. RefSeq lists its product as hypothetical. Gene Ontology annotation, cellular component: cytoplasm. Gene Ontology annotation, biological process: intracellular signal transduction; negative regulation of protein tyrosine kinase activity. The record is from RefSeq and is a predicted model, not a curated record. The transcript is spliced from 7 exons. The annotation marks the transcript as partial. Lineage: Eukaryota; Metazoa; Mollusca; Gastropoda; Lottiidae. Gene Ontology annotation, molecular function: protein kinase inhibitor activity.
AGACUGUCGUCAAAUUCCAGCACAAAUGCUGAAGAUUACGAAGAUGAGGCUUUGGAUCCCCGAAUACAGGUUGAAUUAGAGAAAUUGAACAAAGCUUCAGAUGAAAUUAAUAAAUUAGAGCUAGAGUUAGAUGAUGCCAGAGCCAGCUUCAGACAAGUAUUAUCAGAUUCUAUACAAAAAUUAAAUGUAUUAGCUAAGAAACUAGGAUCUUGUGUAGAUAAAGCCCGACCCUAUUAUGAUGCCAGGGUUAAAGCUAAAGAGGUUCACAUGGAAACUCAUAAAGCAGCAUUAAGGUUUGAAAGAGCAUGUAGUAUGCAUGAAGCUGCUAAAGAAAUGGUACAAUUAGCAGAGCAAGGUUAUCAGAGGAGAGAACAAGAUGCUGAUCCAGCCUGGCAGGAGAUGUUAAAUCAUGCCACAAUGAAGGUAAAUGAGGCUGAAUCAGAAAGAAUGGAAAGUGAAUCUGAACAUCAGAGAACAAUGAUGUUAUUUAAAGAAAGUGAAGCUAAAGUCCAACAAUUACAGAAAGAUUUAAAACGUGCUAUUAAUAAAUCAAAGCCUUAUUUUGAAAUGAAAUCCAAGUUUAAUCAAAUAAUGGAGGAUCAGAAAGGUCGAGUGAGUCGGUUAGAAGAGGAUGUGACAUCAUCAAAAUCUCUUUACUCUCAAGCAUUACAUUCUCUCGAAGCUAUCAGUGAUGAUAUUCAUCAACAAAGACUUGAAAAACAAAAGAAAAUCCAAUUGGGUGUCAGAGAGGCAGGGGUAGGUGCAGAAUCGCCC